CUCAACACUGCCAUCUACUACCACAAACGAUUUAAAUAUCACGGAGAUAAUUUCUACCAUGGUCCAAAACGUGAUCGUCUUGGGAGCAUCUGGCGCCCUCGGCUCAGUGGUCCUGAAUGCCUUGGCUGAUUCCGGCUUCACCGUUUCAGCUCUCGUGCGCUCUUCAUCCAAAGCCACAUUUCCCCCUGGUAUUCCUGUUCACCGGGUGGAUUACGACGACUUGCAAGCCCUUACUGCGGCUUUCCAGGGACAAGAUGCGGUGGUUUCCACCAUCACCACAGCCCACGUGGACGCGCAGCGGGUGGCUGUGGAUGCCGCAGUGGCGGCCAAGGUGCAGCGCUUCAUUCCUAGCGAGUAUGGCGGCGAUUCGUCGAAUCCAGAUCGCGUUGAUGUCGGAGUUUUCCAGUCUAACAAACGACGGAUUGUUGAGUAUCUGGAGAGCAAAGAGAAGGACGGCUUGACCUGGACUGCCAUUUGCACGGGCAGCUGGCUGCAUUGGAACCUUGAACUUGACAGUGCAGAAUUAGGUUGGGAUCUUCCGGGACGGCAAGUGACUAUCUACGACGGUGGAGAACCCAAGGUCGAUCUUUGUACUCUGGAGCAGGUAUCGCGCUCCAUCAUUUCUACUCUCCGCCAUCUGGAAGAGACAGAGAAUGAAUACGUCUAUGUCAAGUCAUUCUCUGCGAAUCAGAAUGAACUACUCCCACUUGUCGAGCGGCUGUCGGGUCAGAAGUUCAAGGUUCACCAUUGCAGUUCGGAGGAACGGGCUUCGACUGGGAUGAAGGAACUGAAGGAGGGAAAGCAGGAGUCCAUGUACAAGGUUAUCGCGGCCACUGCGUAUGGGCCGUGGGGGAUCGGGCAGUUUGGCAACAAGCCUGACAAGUGGAUGAAGGUGCUUGAGCUGCCCACUGAUGAAGACUUGGAGGCUGCGGUUCGCGCUUCUUUGAAGAGAAAGGGAUUGGUUUAGACCCUAUUCAUGAUCAACUUGGCUCGCUUUGUUAUAAUAUAAAUUAUAUAUAAAUUGCAAGCUGCGGUACCACGAUGUCUUGGCAGAUCUUUUGCCAAGACAAAGCCAUGAUUGUCUGCCACAAAGGCCACUCAACACUCCAUUCAUCGAUA
Molecule: messenger RNA, 1119 nt
Organism: Aspergillus sclerotioniger CBS 115572
Lineage: Eukaryota; Fungi; Ascomycota; Eurotiomycetes; Eurotiales; Aspergillaceae
Product: aromatic alcohol reductase
Exons: 3
Coding region: 59-967 (302 amino acids)
Molecular function (GO): oxidoreductase activity
Source: RefSeq, a predicted model, not a curated record